AUGCCACUUGCUUCCACCCUUAACAAAAUCCGACCAACUGAGCACAGGAAUGGCAAGGUACUUCGAUCACAGAAAGCUUUGCAACACACUAACAGCACACAGGGCCCAGCAUCUCAACUGCGAGAGCUUCUUAAACUAGACAAUAAUGAUCCCAAUCAUAUCCGGGAUAUCUAUAAUGACAUCAAAAGGAUCGGAGAAAAGUAUUUGAAGAUAGAGCUUUGUCCCGCUGUUCAAGCGGAGAAAUUAAUAUUCGUCCGUAAAGAGGUCUGUACAUAUUUCAUGUUUCAGGUGUACAGUCCUUUGAUCGCUUGCUUCCAACAGCUUGUCGAAAAAUAUCCAAAUACAUUUAACAAGCAAGAUUCUGAGAUACGGUUGUGUCUCGCGGAGCCAGCUCAUGAAACUCUACAGAAAUUAUCUGGCUUGAGGAGAGGAACGACCGUGGAUAGAAAACCUAUCCUGCAAGAAACCGUUUCAUUCUCUUCGUCAUCGAAAAACCCAACAAACUCCAAUGGGUACCGCGAUUAUAUCGUUCCAACCAGGUUCAGCAACGAGCCUGGGCCGUCAACAGAAACCGAUACCGCAGGAGGGAUACCGUCGUCACCCCAAACACUCUGGACAACACCCUCCAGAAGGUCGAAUAAUGCCAGCCGCAGUUCCAUUGGUUCCAUGCCAUGCACACCAUCCUCAUCCCAUGGAGGCGAUGCCAUUUAUCACUUUCUCGACUCAUGCUUACCUUCCAUGGCCCAUCUUUGGGAGGAUUUCGACGCUUAUGGGCUUAACGAUGAACAGAUGCUCCUGGCUGUUUCAAGUUGGACACCAGAGCAUAUCAACUCGUUUUUACACCGAUUCGCGAAUAAAUGCCGGAAGCCUGUUUCCGAGAUGGAUAUUGAAAUGUUGCAAGUCCAUUUCCUAAGUUAUUUCAAGGGGGGGUAG
Molecule: messenger RNA, 933 nt
Organism: Psilocybe cubensis
Lineage: Eukaryota; Fungi; Basidiomycota; Agaricomycetes; Agaricales; Agrocybaceae
Exons: 4
Coding region: 1-933 (310 amino acids)
Source: RefSeq, a predicted model, not a curated record